GGCUGGGCUCCGCCCGCCGCCGCCUCGCGGCGUUGUCAUAGAGACGGCGGCUGCGCAGGAGGGGGUUAUGCGGCUUUCCUACAGCAGCUGCAAUGGGUUCUGUGCUUUCCCUCUCCGUUAAUAACGCUUCUUCAAGGCAGAGGAAGAAGGCUGAGGAUGAUGACGAUGACUUACUCGAUAGCCGAGACCGUGUGGAAGACAUUGCCAAGUUCCCGUAUGUUGAAUUCACAGGUCAGGACAGCAUCACCUGUCCCACUUGCCAAGGCACCGGCUGCAUUCCCACAGAGCAGGUAAAUGAGUUGGUGGCUCUGAUACCCUACAGUGACCAACGGCUUCGUCCGCAGAGAACGAAGCUGUAUGUCCUGCUGUCGGUGCUGCUCUGCCUGCUGAUAUCGGGGCUGGUGGUUUUCUUCCUCUUCCCACACUCGGUCCUGGUGGAUGACGAUGGUAUUAAAGUGGUUCAAGUUUGGUUCGACAAGAAGAACUCCGUUGUCAUUCUUGCCAUCACGGCCACUUUACGGAUCAGGAACUCCAACUUCUACUCAGUGACGGUGACCAGCCUGACUAGUCAGGUGCAGUACAUGAACACUGUCAUAGGAACCCAGCAGAUCACCAACGUCUCCAGCAUCCAGCCGCUGAGUGACAAACUGGUGAACUUCACUGUGAAGGUGGAGCUGGGUGGACCUUUCUCCUAUGUGUAUUUCUUUUGCACGUUUCCCAAGGUGAAGGUACACAACAUAGUGAUCUUCAUGAGGACAUCGGUGAAGCUCUUGUACAUCGGCCACAAGACGCAGAGCGCUUUGGAAACGUACCACUACGUGGAUUGCAGCACCAACUCCACGGCCGCCCAGGACCUGCCACCUCUGCCACCCCCUUUGACACGAGGCGCAGCCAAAGCCGAGAGCAAGGCCUGAGGGCGCAGCUGACGUCUUCCGUGGGCGGGCGGUUGUGCAGAUGGGUUUAGAGAAGGGACUGGGAACUUUCAAAUGGAACCAGUGACUUUGGUGGGAGUUGUUUGGAAGCUCUGGGUCCUUUCUGCGCUUUCCUGUGGGCAGCUGGGCUGCGCUGCUGGCCUGUCUGCAUAACCCGCUUGGGGCAUUGCUCACACGCAAGCGCACAGAUCCCUUCCCAAAGUCGGGGUCCUGCUGGGCCUGCCUUCCUCUUGGCUUCUGAAGAACUAGCUUUUGGUAGGGAAACUGGACAGCCAAGCUUCAUGCUUUGGGGUCUGAAGAUCCCAAAGAUUUAGAGUUGACUUGUGCAGCUGUUUUGAAGCUUAGCCCUGUUGUCGGGUCCUUUCAGGGUAAACAGAAAUUAGUUCUGUGCAAUUAAUUUAUUCCACUUGUGUUUGGUGUCAGGGUGUCGCUGGCUUGUUUCAAAGCCUGGCUGGAUAAAAAGGGAUAGUUCUUUGCGAGGAACGCACAGAUAACCUCUCUAAUUUGCACUAGUAGGAGGCAAAGGAAUCGAAACCUUCGAAACACACUUUCCCUGUUGUGCAGAUUUCGUUUGCUGGCAGCUGAGGCCACCUACAGCAAACCAAUACCAAAACACCCCUGUCUUAAUGAGAGGGCCUCGGUAAGCGCGGCGCUGCUGGGGACGUGCGACGGGCCCCUGUGAAUUAGACCUUCCUCCUCCUCCGCGCACGGCCCUGAACCCUCCUCUCCCCACAUUUGGCAGCUGCGGGGGUCUCUGGGGCUUGAAACCGGGGAACUCGCAGCUCAGUGUUGCUUUGUUACUUGUGCCUGCAGCAAACGAGCCCGGAUUUAAACUGAUUUUGUGGGGGUUGCUGUUUUCAAAGGCUUACCCCCAGGAGCCGUUCCCGACGGACGGCAUCAACCCCGUUCUUAAAGCGAAUAAAUGCGAAAGCUCAGCCCGCCGCGGUUCUCGCUGCGGAGUUGUGCCGUUUGCAGCCGGCAGCGUUUCAUUCUGCCUCCGCCCUUUGUAGUUUUUCUGGCACUUGAUUGCUGCGGCUGCCCGCGUUUCCUCUCUGCCGGCACCUACGCCUGUCUCUGGCUGCCUGUUGGAUGCGAGGUUGUGUGACAGGGGGUCUCUGUGUGUGUGUGUGUGGUAAAAAAGCACAGAUAAAGGCUGCAAGGGAAAGGGAUCGUGGUGGUUUUCAAUGAAGGAUACUUUAUCUUGUGUGAGUGUGAAUUAAAAGCACACCUUGCUUUUUUAAAAAGUGGCGUUUCUGCCUAACGGUGUUUCUAGGAGUGAAUUCUACUUAUUAAAGCCGAGUUGUACA
Messenger RNA from Phalacrocorax carbo (great cormorant), 2239 nucleotides. Lineage: Eukaryota; Metazoa; Chordata; Aves; Suliformes; Phalacrocoracidae. The record is from RefSeq and is a predicted model, not a curated record.